Molecule: messenger RNA, 3814 nt
Organism: Magallana angulata
Lineage: Eukaryota; Metazoa; Mollusca; Bivalvia; Ostreida; Ostreidae
Exons: 2
Coding region: 123-1133 (336 amino acids)
Molecular function (GO): metal ion binding
Source: RefSeq, a predicted model, not a curated record
AGCUUCAACCUGGAAAAAAUUCAAUCAUUGUUCAUCACGACUGACUUAAUCGCUCGAUUAAUCAUCGUUGGAUAGUAAUCGGGUAAUCUUGUGUAAUUCAAUCAAUUGUCCAAGUUGCGAAAAUGUUGAGGUCUAAAAGAAAGAGCAAGUCACCGUACGCCAGGCCAAAUGCUCAUCCGGCUCUCAGGGCCCUUAAUCCGGCAACCACAGCCACCCAAACCCAAGCAGGCCCGAGCAGGCCCACGCAGGCAGCGGUCCAGUUUGUGUCCACUCAACCUCAAAAUCAAGAGCAUCAGCUACCAGUCGAUGAUCCCACAACCAGUGAGCAGACUGCAGUACCGCUACCUUCCAUAGCGCCAUCAAUCCCUCUAUCAACUUCAGGUGAAAACCCUUUAAUAAGCAUUUCUGAUGAGCUUGGGGUUCAUGUCCCUCAAACCAUCAAAGAUAAAAUAUGGUCAAAACAAUACAUUGAUCUGUCAAAAAUCAUCAAUUCAGAAACAGUUGAUACAUCCGCUCAGGAUUCGCACAAAUUUUCCAUAGUUGAGGGUCAGUUAGUUAUUGAACCAAAAACUAAAACUAACAAAAUUACAUCAAUUAACACCUGGCUUGAUGCAUUUUUGAUUUUCUCAAGCAUAUACCUGGCUAGACACCCAUCAGACAUACAGGGUAUCUUGAAAUAUAUCCACACAAUACGUUUAGGAUAUAGCCGUAAUAUAAAUGGCAAUUGGAUUGAAUACGACAGACAGUUUCGUCUCAAAAUGUCAAAAAACACAUCAAUUUCAUUUGGCUCUAUCGAUGCGGAGUUAUGGUUAUUGUAUAUGCAGGCUCAAGUUCAACAAGCUCCACAACAGUCAAAAUCGUCACUCAAAUGUUUUGAUUAUAACUUUAAAGGUUCCUGUCCCAAACCCCAGUGUUCAUUCCAGCAUAUAUGCAUGCAUUGCAACAAGUCACACCCACGCAUGCAUUGUUGGUCCUAUCAGUCGACCCAGACCCAAGUCAUCAGAUCCCCCCCUCCAAAUCCAGCACACCAAAAUUUUGCCCCGCAAAAUUACACCAAUUUUCGUCCCUUACGCCCAAGGCAUUAUCAGCUACCAAGACCAAGAUUUCAUGCACCUAGGUUCAACCCCAAUUAAGAUCUCCGUUUUAGAGCAAUACCUCGCUACAUAUCCUGAUAUUCAGAAUGCUCAAUUUUUAUUAAAUGGUUUCAAAUCCGGCUUUUACUUGAAUUACAUAGGCCCAAGAGCCUACUUACAAUCCAAAAAUAUGAAGUCCGCGAGUGAACAUGCUGAUCAACUUUUGGCUAUCAUUGAGAAAGAAAUUACGUUAGGAAGGAUGUCAGGCCCCUUUUCCCAACCCCCUUUUCCCAACAUUAGGUGUAACCCUGUUGGGGUCCUGCCCAAGAAAGAUGGAGGCUACAGGUUAAUUUCAAAUUUGUCAGCGCCCAUUGGCAAUAGCGUCAACGAGCAUAUUGAUCCAAUUCUGUGCUCAGUGUCUUACGCUUCUUUUGAUCAAGCCAUUUCUAUGAUCCAAGAGAAUGGUAAAGGGGCAUUGCUUUGUAAAAUGGAUUUGUCUAGCGCAUUCAGACUUUUACCUAUUCACCCUUCAGAUUUUUCACUGUUAGGAAUAUGUUUUCAAGAAAAAUACUAUUUUGAUAGAUGCAUGCCCUUUGGUUGUUCCAUAGCUUGUUCAUCUUUUGAAAAAUUCUCAUCAUUUUUGCAUUGGCUCGUAGCACAAAAGUCUCAAAAUUAUAAUAUCAUCCAUUAUCUUGAUGAUUUUUUGUUUGUUGGCGAGCAAAAUACAUUACAAUGUUCAAAGCUUGCUGAAAUGUUCAUGUUAACUUGCAGUGAGUUGGGCGUCCCAAUAAACGACAAGAAAACUGAGGGCCCAUGUACUCGUCUAUCUUUCUUAGGACUAGGUAUUGAUACCAUAGAUAAGGUCAUUUUUAUUCCUGACAAUAAGGUUGCAGAACUUAGGUCCAAGCUUUCAUCAAUUACUUCUUCUAAAAAAGCCACCCUGAAAGAAAUGGAAUCACUUUGUGGUUCGCUUAACUUUUUCGCCAAAGCCAUCCCUGGUAGCAGGGCUUUUAACCGCAGGUUUUAUAACACAACAAUUGGUAUUAGGAAACAUUACCACCUGAUCAAGGUUACACAAGCAGUUAAAGAGGAUGCUAGGAUCUGGCUCACAUUUCUUGACCAAUACAAUGGGCGUUCACCAUUCCCAGAACUAUACUGGUCUGAUAAUGAAACCCUAAACCUCUUUACCGAUAGUUGUGGUUCCUACGGUGGAGGUGCGAUUUUCCAGAAUCACUGGGUUGUCAUAUCCUGGCCAGAGUCUUGGGGUCCAGAUAUAAGAAGAGAUAUUACAUUUUUGGAAUUAGUGCCUAUUCUUGUGGCCAUGUGGAUUUGGGCAGAUCAAUUUACAGCUAAGAAAUUGCUAAUAAACACUGACAACAUAGCUCUGGUCGAUAUAUUGAAUGCCAAGUCUAGUAAGUCUCAACGUGUCAUGUCUCUUGUAAGACCAUUGGUAUUAUUAUGUAUGAAAAAUAACAUUCAGAUUAAAACUAGGCAUAUCCCAGGUUACCAAAAUUCCAUUGCAGAUUCAAUUUCUCGAUUUCAGUGGGAAAGAUUCAGAUCCCUGGCUCCGCAGGCAGACAAGACUCCAGCCCGUUUACCUCCGGAAUUGUUGUCCCUCUUAGACCCCAUGUAGAAUGUUUACUUGAGGCAGCAAUAUCCAAAAAUACUGCGUCCACGUAUCAAAAAGGCAUAAAUUCCUUUGAAACUUUUUGUACCAAACACAAUUUUAUCUUUUGUUGGCCUCCACCACUGGACCACAUAAUCAACUACAUCGCAUACCUGCAUGCAAAUAAAGUGUCCUAUUCAACAGCGAGAUGUUAUUUGAGCGGUAUUAGUUACAAGCUUCAGUUAGAGGGUCAAAUUGACAACACUAAAACUUUUAUAGUUAAAAAAAUGUUAGAAGGUUUCCGUCGGUUAAAUCCAGCGAAGGAUGUACGGUCCCCAAUUUCCCUAUCUUGUCUCAAUAAAUUAGUUUCUAUACUACCUACGGUGUGCACAAGCUUGUAUGAAGCUGUUAUGUUUUCAGCAGCCUUUCAUUUAGCAUUUUUUGCAUUAUUGCGCAUUAGCGAAUUUACUUUCACUAGUAAUGACGCACCAGCCUUAUUAUUUCACGACGUGACCAUUAAUGAAACACACAUUGGUCUGUAUAUUAAAGGUUCAAAAACAGACCAAUACAAUAGGGGUACUAAGCUACAGAUUGAAAUAAAUUCUCAAACCCAGUCUUUAUUCAAGCACAUGCGUGAAUUUUUGGCAGUUAGACCACAAAUACAAGGCCUAUUUUUCUGUCAUUUCAACCACAAACCUCUUACUAAAUAUCAAUUCACAUCCGUACUACAUAAGUCUGUCAAAUUUAUUGGCCUUGACACAACAACUUUCAAAUCCCACUCAUUUAGAAUAGGUGGAGCUACACAUUUGUACUUGCAAGGGCAUUCGGAGGAGGACAUUAAGUCAAAAGGCAGAUGGAAAUCUAACGCGUUUUGUUCAUAUAUCAGAUUGUAAAGCAUAAUUUUAUGUGUGUUCAUAACAGCCUCGUAUUAUUAUUCAAUACUAAGUUUUCAGGUCCCAACACCACGGUCUGGAUCAUUGGUUCGUCAAUUAUCAAACAUGCAUCCCAUCACGCUGUCCAACAAUUUGGAAACUUACACCUAGACCUUCAGAAACAUAAUAUCACAGUAUAUUGGCAUGGAAAGAGUGGUUUGGUCUGGGAGGAUGUAGAGCCCACAAUUACAAAUAUCAUUGAA